Messenger RNA from Hibiscus syriacus, 1062 nucleotides. RefSeq lists its product as uncharacterized. The transcript has 5 exons. The coding region runs from base 266 to 634 and encodes 122 amino acids. The record is from RefSeq and is a predicted model, not a curated record. Lineage: Eukaryota; Viridiplantae; Streptophyta; Magnoliopsida; Malvales; Malvaceae.
AUCCCAGCCCGAGCUGACCCCACAGAGCCUGGAACAGCAAAAGUUCACAAAAAGGAGGAGAGGAAGAGGUCCUACUCGCUGCCGCUUCUUGGACGACAAGGCAGAAGGUGAACGGAUAUUUGUCCAGAUCAACAAGCUUGGACAGCCUGUUGGUCCAAAUGCAUACAAGCUAAGCUGCUUCCUGGCCACUAUAGCACGGAAUGGACACAGAGCACCCCUUACUUUUAUUCACCGGAGGGCAGUGCCAGAUUCUUAUAAAGUGGACAUGUGGGAAUAUGUUCAGACGAAGUUUGACAUUGAUCCAAGUGGCAAGUCUUGGGUCAUGCAGGCUAUCGGUACAAAAUGGAGGGACUGGAAAGCAGAUUUAAAGGCAACAUAUUACGAUUCUCUUAAGACGGAUGAAGAGCGCUUGAAGGUACAUGAUCCAAGGGUUGUUCCUGAGCAAUGGCCAAGCCUUAUUUCAUACUGGAACACUGAUGAGACAAAGAAGCAUUGUGAGAGAAAUAAGGCUAAUCGUAAAAAACAGACGUGUGGACAUUCGUCAGGGACCAAGAGUUAUGCAAUCCAUCUGAGGAGGAGCCAAACAAGAGGCCUGAUGGGAAGGAACCAACUAGAGCUGAGCUUUAUAUAUUAACACAUACACGCAAGUAUGGACAGCCUGUUGACGAAACUGCGGCAAAAUUAAUUUCAAAGAUCCGCGAACAAGAAGCUAAGAAGCAGAAUAACUCACAACGUAGUGAUGAGUCAAAUGACACCUUGUGUCAAGUUAUGGGAGAAGAAAAAGAUGACUGCGUGGAAACUUCUGGAAUGGGUCCCAAUCGUACUGGUAUUUUUGGCUCAAGGCCUAGCCGUGCUGCCCUUGUGAGGAUGGCUUCCGAGGCCAAAAGUUCCGCAAAUAAAGAGGUGCGUAAGAUGGCGGUGAAAAUGGAGGCCAUGGAGGAAAAAUAUACCCUUAUGGAAAACCACAUGGCUAGAAUGGCUUCAAACAUGGAAAAGUUUCUACAGAAGAUUGGUGUGUCUUCAAAUAUUUUGGGGUCGGAACUGGCAACCUCUUAUACCAGU